Messenger RNA from Trichomonas vaginalis G3, 531 nucleotides. RefSeq names its product RNA polymerase II transcription regulator recruiting protein. The transcript has a single exon. Gene Ontology annotation, molecular function: DNA-binding transcription factor activity, RNA polymerase II-specific; RNA polymerase II cis-regulatory region sequence-specific DNA binding. NCBI's taxonomy places the organism in Eukaryota, Parabasalia, Trichomonadida, Trichomonadidae. Gene Ontology annotation, biological process: regulation of DNA-templated transcription. The coding region runs from base 1 to 531 and encodes 176 amino acids. Gene Ontology annotation, cellular component: nucleus. The record is from RefSeq and is a predicted model, not a curated record.
AUGUUUUGUGAUGAUCAAGAUGAUGACAGUAGUUGUAGUAAGCCCCCGGAUCUCACCAAGCGCAAGCGCUUCUCAAAAGAGGAGGACAUGCGUCUAAAGCAACUAGUUAGCGGAGGAAGAGAUCGCAGCUGGGAUCAAAUUGCGAGGGAGAUGCCGGGGAGAACUGCUAGGCAGUGCAGAGAUCGUUAUAAUAAGUAUCUCUUCAAGGAGAUUAGUUCCGCGUCCUGGACUUCGGAAGAAGAUGAAAUUAUUCUUCAAAUGCACAAGAUACACGGACCGAAAUGGUCACUUAUAUCGAAAAGUCUUGAUGGACGAUCAGGUAACAACGUCAAAAAUCGUUGGUACAAAUUUCUAUCAAAACAGCAAUCAAACUCUGCCAAUCCACAAAUUUCAACCGAACCUGAAAGCGAAAAUGAUGUGGAGGGAUCAAUAAUAAUGCAUAAUUUAAAUCACGAGUUUGGUUCAUUCAUUGGAACUGUCUUCGAACAAAACUAUGACACAUUCGAUGAAUGGGAAACAUUCACUCUUUAA